GAUGGGAUUGAAUAACACCGGUGUCGGUCUGAAACGAUCUGUGAACGGAACCUAUUUUGCACAAUGCCUACCUACGAGCUAUCGGUUAUAUUGCGACAAAUGUCUAGGCCCGACAUGGUUGCCACAUUGAAACGGACCGCGACAGCUAUCUUCGACAAAGGCGGUAUAAUUCGUAAGUUGGAUAAUUUGGGCACCAAACCGCUACCGUUCAAAACUAGUGCGCACGGUGUAGUUCAUCGGACGGGUUCAUACUUCGUGUUCAAAUUCGACACACCACCCGCCGCAAUCGAUGACCUGGACGAAGAGUAUGGACGGGAUGUUGACAUCGUACGGAAGCGUAUCUACCGGGCGGAUGUGUCGCAACAGGAAGAGAUCACCUGCACGUUACACGACGAGAUGCUACCACCGGCGUACCGCGAGGACGUACAAAAGAUGAUCGCGACGGCCGAACGUAACAAGACUAAAAAGGUGUUCCAGUACAACACGGGGCUGGAUUAUUAUCCGUUCCAAAAGUAAAGCGUGGAAUAGAACGAGUGUGACUGCACCAGUUCGUUUAUCGAUCUUUAGUAAUAUAAUUAACUGUUAAAUAA
Anopheles moucheti is the source of this 590-nucleotide messenger RNA. It is a transcript of the gene mRpS6, whose product is annotated as probable 28S ribosomal protein S6, mitochondrial. Gene Ontology annotation, cellular component: mitochondrial small ribosomal subunit; ribosome. The transcript has 2 exons. Gene Ontology annotation, molecular function: structural constituent of ribosome; small ribosomal subunit rRNA binding. Lineage: Eukaryota; Metazoa; Arthropoda; Insecta; Diptera; Culicidae. The record is from RefSeq and is a predicted model, not a curated record. Bases 64 to 516 code for a protein of 150 amino acids. Gene Ontology annotation, biological process: translation.